Rubroshorea leprosula is the source of this 1098-nucleotide messenger RNA. NCBI's taxonomy places the organism in Eukaryota, Viridiplantae, Streptophyta, Magnoliopsida, Malvales, Dipterocarpaceae. The record is from the annotation of a GenBank genome assembly.
AUUGGUAGUACCAAUACGGCGAGUAAAUCCCACAACCCAGUUGCCAUUAGGAUCACGAAAUAAACCACCAGCUGAAGCAUGCCCCGUCUCCCCAAGGACAGAGCCAUCUGUAUUCAGCUUAAGAAAGUGGGGCGGGGGAGCCGACCAACUAUAAGAGAUGCGCACAUUGGUUUUACGGGGAGGAAGGGGCCUUGCUGCCCAGGGCAGACCCAAAUCCCUCUGGUCCGCUGCUCCUCCCUCUUUUCUUCUUCAAUUCUUCCUAUAAAACGAAAAUUCUGGUAUUCAAUCACUCGAAUUUAAGCCUUGAUUGAUUUUGGGUUGGCAGUUCCGUUGGUAAGAAUUCCGAUUUAAACCCCCAAAACUCUGCUGUUUAUUUCUUGUUAACUAGCUGUUUUUCUGCAUCAAAUCACACCAUAAAAUUUGGUGUUAAGCUGUCCGAGUAUUUUGCUCUAGAACACCCGUGAAUUGGCUUGUCUUGUGGUUGUAGUUCUGCACUAAUAAGCUCCAUUUUUCCCAAUGAAAUCCACUUUGGUUUUCAUGUUUUCUUGCUCAAAUUGUGUAUGAAAGAAAUGAGAACAACAGCCCAGAAUUUUACUUUUAAAAGGCUUCUGUUCCUCUGCUCUGGAACACCCCUGUUACAACUGGUUUUGGUUUACUUUACUGCACUAAUUUUAUCAUCGCUGAUUUCUGCAUUUAUUUAGCUCUUCUUUCUGUUUUUUCUAGUCUUCACCUUGCUUGGUCUCUUUUGUAAUUUCCUACACUGUUUUUAGCAUAAAACUUCACUGUUAUAGCUCCUUAUUUGUUGCUGCUGAAUUUCUGGAUAUAAACCGUCUUUUCUGUCCAGCAUUUAGGGCAUUUCAACAGUCUUAAGCUAAUUUCCUCACUGGAUUUUGCCUCAAAAAGACUACUGCAAUCAACAUCUUCUUAGCAUUUUCAACUUGUUGUUUUGGGUCUUUGAAAGCACGGUUCUGUUGCUCUAGAAUAUUAGGUUGUUUAUGAUGAAUUUGAUGAUGAAUUUGAGUGAUGUUGUCCAUGGUGUUAAAUGAGGUAUACUUGAAUAUUAGGAAGCCGUUGGUUAAUUAAAUGUGCAGAUGUGUU